Molecule: messenger RNA, 1892 nt
Organism: Cuscuta epithymum
Lineage: Eukaryota; Viridiplantae; Streptophyta; Magnoliopsida; Solanales; Convolvulaceae
Source: the annotation of a GenBank genome assembly
AUUCCUUCUCUGAAAAAUUGAAAGUUUGAAACCAUGGCGCCUGAACCUAAAAAAAUUCGCCCUGUAGCAUCUUCGGACGAAGACGCAAAAUCUUACGCAACGUCUGAUGAAGACGAGAAGAUGUCCGAGCAUGAAGUAAUAAUUGAUCAGAAACCUGAAUCGUCUUUUGAAUCUGAGGAGUGCUCUGCGGAAUCCGAUUGCAGCACUGAAGAAGAGGACGAGGGAGAAACAACUCAAUCUUCUUCCGAAUCUGAGGAAUCUCAGGCCCCACCACCCGCAUCCGGCUUAGCCCUACUGUCCCGUGUUGCUUCCAAGACUACUUCGAAGCAACUAUCUUCAAGGCCAUCCGGAAAGCGUGCCUUGGAAGCCGAAAAGGAAGUUUCCCAGAAAAAGAAGCCUGGGGCUCAACGAAAGUGGAGCGAGAAGGAUGAGAUUACCAUCCUCACGGAAAAGAUUCACUACGAAGCCCAAAGAGGGGCUAAUAAGGGUCGUUCUCCUCGCUUCUUCUAUGACUUCAUGAAAAAUAAAUGGAAUAUUUCUGUUUCGAGGACUAGCUUAACAGAUAAGCUUAGGAGGCUCAAAAAGGAUUUCUUAACCCUUUAUAAGAAAGGUGAUGUCCCUACUUUUGCUAGCCCUCACGAGUCUAAGCUUUAUCAACUUUCUGAAAUGAUUUGGGGCACUUCUAGUAAUGCCAAUUGUACUAGUGAUGCUGCUAAACCAAUUGCAAAAAAUGCCAAUGGGAAGGUAAAAAGGCUUGCUGAGGAAAGCGUCAUUAGCCACUCCAUGAAUGCAGUUGAAUCUGAAGAAGUGACUGAAAAGAAGAAGAAGAAGAAGAAGAAGAUUGCUCUUACAGACAAAGGGAAUGAGAAGAAAAGGAAGCACAAGCCUGAUCCAGAGGAAAAAGAUGAACACACUGCUCCUGUUGAAAAAGAUGAGAAAACUGCUGGUAAGGUUGAGCACAACCAUUCUGCCCCUAAGGAGAAAGACAGCCAUUCCGAUAAGAAGAAGAAAAAGAAGAGGAAAACUGCUCCAGAGGGAAAAGAUGAACGAACUGCUGCUGUUGAAAAAGAUAAGCAAACUGCAGGUAAGGUUGAAGGCAGUCAUUCUGCCUCUAAGGAAAAAGACAGCCAGACAGAUGAGAAUAAAAAGAAAAAGAAAAACAAGACUGGUCAAGAGGGAAAAGAUGACCAAACUGCUGUUUCUGAAAAAGAUAAGCACACUGCCAGUAAGGGUAAAGACAACCAGACUGAUGAGAUGGAAAAGAAAAAGCCACAGAAGACUGCUCCAGAGGAAAAAGAAGAGCAAACUGAUGUAGAAAAAUAUAAACAGGCUGCUGAUAUGGGUAACGACAACCAUUCUGCCUCGGAGGAAAAAUACAGCGAGGCUGGUUGCUAUGAGGUAAAUGAUGGAAAAGGUGAAGCAAAUCAUGGUGAAGCAAAGAAUGAAGAAGGGGAUUUUCAGUACAAAUACCCUUACUUGUUUAAAUCUUUCAACAAGAAAAACUAUCCAAAGAGUGGUCAGGAGACAUUGGAUAUGUUGAAGAAAAAUGUGUUUCUGAUUGAUAGUUUCAAAGCCGCUGAGCUUGAGGAGAUGUGGAUCAAGCUAUGGGAACAAAAGGUUGAGUGCUGCGUGAAGUUGGGAGAUAUGUUAGCACUGCAGGCCAGAUUUAUGCUUGAUGCUAUGAAGAGGUAAUUGUGAACAUUGCCACGUCUGAUUGAUGUAUGAUAUGUAGCAUAUUUUUUUGCACUUUUGAAAACUAAACUUGGGAUUUUGCUGCUCUUAGACUGCUAAUAUUGAUGCUACUAUUAAGAUGAAUGCCUUUAUGAAUGCACAGAAUGUGAUAUUGUGCUUAAAAAGUUGUACAUUAUUGCUAAAAACGCAGCCUUAUUUUU